Molecule: messenger RNA, 3265 nt
Organism: Porites evermanni
Lineage: Eukaryota; Metazoa; Cnidaria; Anthozoa; Scleractinia; Poritidae
Source: the annotation of a GenBank genome assembly
AUGUUUGCGAGAAUCUUUAAACGUGGUCAGGUCCUUUGUGUCGCGAAAAAUUUGCUCGGAAAAAACCGUUCCUUUCACGCGACAAUAAGGAAGGAAUCGCCGCGAAUAUUGAUAACAGGUAGGCUUAGUUUGAUCGCUUGAAACGACACGGCUUAAUACCCGCUCCUGUGUUGUUAUUCAAGAGUUUUUCGCCUCCUUUGGAAUGCCCUUCGACACGUUUUAAACAUUUUUGGUUUCUUAAAUUAUUUUCAGGGCAACACGAGGUGUAAAACGAAACGAAUAACAUGUAGUUAUAGAUAUUAUUUACCAUGUGUUCAAACUUGGUUCAACCGGGGCUAUGACUGCAAUUUCCCGGCCCAAAACAUGCUCUAAGUGACCAAAGAUUGAAAAUCGUUUUCGAUAUAACGGCUUGAACGUUAACCUUCUGUUUGUUUUCACAGGGAGUUUGGGACAACUUGGACGAGGGCUUGCCAAAAUUUUAAGGUAGUUGAUAUGUCCUUAACUCAUAGUUAUAUCCGGUCGAUCUUAAUUGACUUAAUAAUUGCUAGGAGCCGCGAUGUUGGAUCCUCUUUUGGUCCAUGUAUUCUCUAUUGCCUUUUCUUUUACAUUAGACAGAAACAGAUAGGAAUAAUUGCUUCAUAUUUACUUUGAACUGUUUAUAUAAAUAUUCAGCAGAUGUCUCAUAUUAACACGGAAUGUUAAAAAGUUUGCAGUGAGUAAAAAAGAAAGAACAUUUGUGAACGAUUGCUGUUUGUUUGAUCAGCAUUCACGGAAGCAAACAAGAUAGAAACAACUCGCUGGCACAAAGGCCAUUUGUUGCGGUUAGUUAUAAUUUGGAAAGGAAAAGAACAACACAAUUUUUAAAUGACUCUCCAGACAGUUACGGUGUUAAAAACUACAGAUGUAGCAGACAUUUUGAUACCCUGCGAGCAGAGGCCCUUAGAUCUUCCUAGAUAAGUCGGCUUAUCUAGAAAGGUCGAAGGGCCUCUGCUCGCAGGGUAACAUUUUGAUAAUUAGCAGACAUCAUUUUUCAUUAUAAGUUGCCUUUCCAUCUCCCUCCUCGAUCUUCCAAGAAAAAAGAUGAAAUAAAUUUAAGUGUCUCUAAAGCUCAUUUGAGUGUUCCUGAUCCCAGAAUCAAUAAAACUUAUUACUGUCUUGAUACUUAUAAUACCGGAGUUACGUAACCCUGGGUGAUUAAAAAUGCAAAAAAGUCUUUUGAAUAAGUUUGUUAUGUAAUAUAUUUUUCAAUUAAAUAGAGAAAAAUAUGGAAGAGAUAACAUCAUUAUGUCAGAUAUAGCCAAGGCAUCCUGGGAUGUAUUGGAAAGUGGUAAGUUUCCCCUUAUCUGCUGGUACGUUAAUAAUAAUUUAUUUAUUUUUUCCUCAAUGUACCAUUUUAUAAUCAUAAUAUUAUGACAUUUUUAGUAUAGCACUUGAUUUUAUUUGUGUAUUAAGAAGCAUCAAAAGGUGAAGCUGGUCAUUUCAAACCACAGAGUCAAAAGUUUAUAAUGUAAUGACCUUUUUCUUUGUUAAAGUCUCACUCCAAGAGCAUCAGACUUUGAAACAUUUUGACAUAAUAAUAAAUAGAAUUAAGGUAGCCUGAAUUUCAGACAAUGACUUCGAGUCGUUUUUACUGCCUCAGUCACCGUUAAGGGGAUUACAAAUGACUCAAAGUAAUUGUCUGAAAUUCAGGCUAAAUAAAUUAUUAAGGAUGAAAUUUGAUUAAUAUUUUCAUCUAGGACCAUACAUUUACGCGGACAUUUUGGACUUCAAGAAUCUACAGUCGAUUGUUGUCAAUGAACGCAUUGACUGGUUGGUUCAUUUUAGUGCCAUUUUAAGUGCUGUGGGAGAACAGAAUGUGUCACAAGCCCUGCAGGUCAACAUUGAAGGUGUUCAUAAUAUUUUGGAACUGUGUCGCAGGAAUAACUUGCGCCUGUUUUGCCCAAGUACAAUUGGCGCAUUUGGUCCCGAAACCCCAUCAAAUCCAACUCCUGAUCUGACUAUUCAGAGGCCAAAAACAAUCUACGGAGUUGCCAAAGUGCAUAUGGAGCUCCUUGGAGAGGUAAAGUAAUAGAGAGCUUCCAUAGUUAAUUGUAAGUCAGAAUUUUUCCAAAUCAUAUUUCAAGUCAAUAAAUACAGCGUUAUUUGCAGUUUUUUUAUGGAAUAAAAAUUGGCAUUUCAUAAAGAUCAAUAUAAAAGGCCUUACAGCAUAAUGUUAUUUUCUCUUUCAGAUUAUAUAUUUAGAUGAAAUAAUAAUAUUGGCUGCACAUGAAUAUAGACCAGCAAUACUGUACUUGUUUUAGCUGAUUCAUUCUGCUGGGUAAAAUAAAGUUGUUGUUUUUUUACCUUAAUUUUACUCUUGCAUAGUACUACCACCACAAGUUUGGUUUGGACUUCCGCUCAGCAAGGUUCCCCGGGGUGAUCUCGGCAGACACUGCCCCAGGGGGUGGUACAACUGACUAUGCUGUCCACAUAUUCCAUGAAGCAUUGCGACAAGGCAAAUACAAAUGUUAUCUGCGCAAAGACACAAGGAUGCCGAUGAUAUACCUACCUGACUGUCUGCGAGCUACUGUUGAGCUGUUGGAAGCACCUUCAGAGAAUCUGAAAUUGCGCACAUACAACAUCAAUGCCAUCAGCUUCACACCUGAGGAACUGGCCAAUGAGGUGCGCAAGUUCAUUCCCAGAUUAGAAAUGGCAUAUGAACCAGAUGAAAGGCAGGCUAUAGGUGGGUACUACAAGUACUGUAUAUUAAGUAUACGAUGGUUAUAACUGACAAUGUUGCAAACUGCAUGUAAAAAGAAGUAAACAAAACUAAUUUCCUGUCAAGUGCUGUCAAUCUCAGUACCCAAUAAAAUUAUAAAUCAUAGUGUUUUAUUUAUAAAUUAUAAAUCAGUGUUUAAUUUUUUUCAGACUAGUAUAAAAUUAUAUUUAGUUACUUGGCUUAAAGUGUCUCAUUUCAUGCAAAUGAAAUCUGCAGAUCUAAAAGCGAAUGCACCCUUAACUUGACCAAAUAGUGAGUAAAAUUGUUUCUGAGCUGAUUAACAUUCACUGAAAGGGAAAUAUGCAGGAGAAAUAAUUAUUGUCUUUAAUUUGUUAUUGAUCAUAAGUGUCUUUCAUUUUAGCGGAUAGUUGGCCACAAGUCUUGGAGGACAGCAAUGCACGCAGGGAUUGGGGCUGGCAACAUGAGUAUGACCUCAAUGCCAUGACAAUAGCCAUGUUGGAAGCACUGGCACCAACAGUAAAAUCCUCUGCAGCUCAGCUCCACUAA